UUAAUUCUGUUAGCAUAUGCAUUUAUGGGAAGGUGCGAAAAAAUGUCUGAAGCUCAUCUACAAUGUGGUUGUUGCGGCGCACUCCGGGGCUCAAGCUGGGCUCGACACUGAUAGACUAACCUACGUUUGUAGCUGAAGAGGAAACAAGCAAGCUGAUUAAUGCUUUACCACCCUGCCUAUCAAUCAAGCUGUAUCAAAAACAUAUAGCAAGCGUCUUCCUCGCCACCACGAUCUUUCCGGAUGUCUCUGCAAGACUAGGCAAGUCAGUCAAGUGAGGAAUCUGUUGCGCUCGCGGAGAACGCGGUUCGAGAGGUAGCCUACCCGAGCCCGUGGAGCUGCGCCCCUUGAUGAGCCUACGAGGACGACACUAUGUACUAGCUCCCCGCUGAUGAUGAUGGGAGGAACCAAUGUUCUCACUAGAAACCUCUUGAGACUAAGCGAACUCUGAGGAGCUCCGCCUGGGCUGCAACAGGACCAGACAGGAGAGAAGAGACCGAGACAGACCAGACGCUGGCUCUGCGUGUGCCAGGUUGGGCCUGGAUUCUUGCCUGCGCCUGUGGCUCUGGACAGAUAAGACAAACCUUCCCUGUUUGGGCAUUUGUCUGGACAGGUACAUCUUAGCUCUAUCACAUCUACACUCUACCAAAGCAACUUUAAGUUGUAGCAUCAAUUUAGCAGACAUUAGUAUUUUGGGGUCUGACCCUAAGCCGCAUCCCAAAGAACCUCUCCAGGGGCCAGUUUAGUUUACCAGAGACUAGGCAGUGGUCACCAUGCAGGUCUCUUUUGCCUGCACGGAGCACAACCUGAAGAGCCGCAGUGAGGACCGGCUUUGUGGCCUUCGCACUGCGCCACCCCCUGGGGGAGGCAGUGGGGGAGGUGGAGGAGGUGGUGGAGGGAGCAGCCAAGGGGGUAAUGGCAACUACAACACCCAGGGCUCAGCCAAGUCCAGGGAGCAGUCAGGGUCCCGCCCGGUCCCCCAGGGCCAUGCCCACAUGAAGGAGGCAAUAGGGCGCCACAGCAGUAUGAAAUACAGGAACCUGGGGAAGUCUGGUCUGCGUGUGUCCUGCUUAGGGCUGGGCACCUGGGUGACAUUUGGAUCACAGAUAUCUGACGAGAUGGCUGAGAACCUGAUGACCAUUGCCUAUGAGGCCGGGGUGAACCUCUUUGACACAGCAGAGGUGUAUGCCUCCGGCAGGGCUGAAAUCACCCUAGGGAACAUCGUCAAGAAGAAAAGAUGGAGGCGUUCUAGUUAUGUUGUGACAACCAAGAUCUAUUGGGGAGGGCAGGCAGAGACAGAAAGGGGACUCUCCAGAAAGCACAUCAUUGAAGGUUUGAGAGGAUCCCUGUCCAGACUCCAGUUAGAUUAUGUGGACAUUGUCUUUGCCAACCGGAACGACGUCAACAGCCCUAUGGAAGAGAUUGUCCGAGCCAUGACCUUUGUAAUAAAUCAGGGCAUGGCAAUGUACUGGGGCACCUCUCGCUGGAGUGCCAUGGAGAUCAUGGAGGCGUACUCAGUGGCGCGUCAGUUCAACCUGAUCCCACCUGUAUGUGAGCAGGCUGAGUAUCACUACUUCCAGAGGGACAAGGUGGAGGUGCAGCUCCCUGAACUCUACCACAAGAUAGGUCAGUCAUCCACACUCACACAGCCCAGCGAACAGCACCGAAUGUCCUCUCAACAGGAUCUUUGUCUCUCCCUCUCUUGUCUAGGUGUAGGGGCAAUGACCUGGUCUCCCCUUGCAUGUGGACUGAUUACAGGGAAGUACAGUGAGGGUGUACCUGACAUCUCCAGGGCUAAUAUGAAAGGUUACCAGUGGCUGAAGGAGCGUGUCAACAGUGAGGAGGGACGCAAGCAGCUGGCCAAGAUUAAAGAGCUCCACCUAAUGGCCGAUAGACUGGGCUGCACCGCCGCACAGCUAGCCAUCGCCUGGUGUCUGCGCAGUGAGGGAGUGAGCUCAGUGCUGAUGGGUGUCUCCAACACUGACCAGCUGGUGGAAAACCUGGGUGCCCUUAGGCUUAUUUCACAGAUGACUCCUCAGACCGUGGCUGAGAUUGACUCACUCUUGGGAAACAAGCCCCACUCUAAGAAAGAGUCGCGAGCAUGAAGAGGAAAAGAUGGAGCCAAAGACAAUCAGAGAAAGAUGAAGAAAAGCCAAGGAACAUCGCUCUUUCACCAUCCAGUAUAAUCAACAACUUGCAUGUUCUCAGCAACAUUUUGCUUCAAGAAUUUGCGCAUAUCCAUUUUGCGCAUUGCAUUGUACCAUGUACGAAAAAAGGAAAUAUUUUAACGUGCAAAAACAAAGAUUAUAAACUGGGUGGUUCGAACCCUGAAUGCUGAUUGUCUGAAAGCCGUGGUAUAUCAGACCGUAUACCAUAGGUAUGACAAAACGUUUAUUUUUACUGCUCUAAUUAUAUUGCUAACCAGUUUAUAAUAGCAAUAAGGCACCUCUGGGGUUUGGGGUAUAUGGCCAAUAUACCACGGCUAAGAGCUGUGUCCAGGCAAUCUGUGUUGCGUCGUGCAUAAGAACAGCCCAUAGCAAUGGUAUAUUGGCCAUAUACCACACCCCCUCUGUGCCUUAUUGCUUAAUUAGAUCUUAUAUAUUACAGAUCCCUCACUGACUGAUCAUGUCCACAAACAGAGGCCAAAGCAUCAUGGACCAUUAGGUUUCUGUCUUCCAGAGAGACCAAUGAGGGCAAAGUUGGAGAUGGAGAGAGAUGGUGGUUGAAUGAAGGAGGCGCUGCACUCUAUUUUAUCAAACAUGACGGUGUUAUCAAUGAGAGGAGAACUCUUUGAUGCCAUGAAGCAACAUGAGGCUCAGCUCUCUCACUGAAUGUGUGACCAGCGCUAUCAUAGUACACUCUUUCUCUGCAGCUGCCUCUGAGUCCGUAGAAUGCCUAGUACCCAGCAGAAAGCCAAAGGUUAGCAUCAUCUCGUCAUCGCCGUAUGUGACUGGCCUGUCACUCUAUGUCCUUUAACAGCAGUUUCUUCCUUUGUAUCUUCUCUGUGUGUAAACUGUGCGCAUGUCCCUUUAAGAGAGACCAGCCCAAGCAGGGUGUAAAUGUGGCAUGGCUUUAGUUAUUUGUGCAGAUUUGCAGUGCCCCUGUAAGCAGUAUUUUUGCACUAGCAGGUGGGAUGGGCUGAUCCAGGCUCUGCACUGGCAGGCACAUCGUGGAGCUUCGCUUUAUUUACUGUUUGCAGCCUGCUGACAUGGUCUGUGUCCAUGUGAUGUGUAUUGUCCUCCAUAUCAAACCAUUUCUGCGUCAAUGACAAUUAACACCAAGGCUUUCCCUGCUUGUUUGGAAGAACCUCUUUACUCCUUCAUUAAAGACUGGAGUGUAGACCCCGUAAUGAGAGGCACAGUAGAUCAUUCCUACUCAGCCUGAGACACAGGGUAGAACCUACUGUGGUAAACUAGCAGUCUUUUAAUGUGUUUAUGAUGCUUUGUUUUAGCAACAAAAACAAUUUAAAUGAGGCCAGAUAACAUGCAAAUCAUAACCUUUACAUCAAGAAUUCCGGUGUCCUAAAAGUGCAAUGUUCACCCCAUAAUGUUGUCUGUGUUCAGUCUUACUGGGACUGAGUCAGACAGAGAGAUUGGUAGCAGAGUGAAGUCAAGUCCCACUGGGCAAAAACUGGUUGAAUCAACGUUGUAAUUUCCCAAACAAUCAAUGUGAUGAUGUUGAAUCAACGUGGAAAACUGAUUGGAUCUGUAAAAAGUCAUCAACGUCGGGGAAUGUCGUCUUUUUUUCACCCAACCUUUAACCUCAAUCCAAUGACAGGGUGCCAUUUUUGUUGUAGAUUUAAACUUGAAUUCACACUAUUUGACAACUCAACCAAAUGCAAAUCAAAACUAGACGUUGAACUGACGUCUGUGCCCAGUCGGGUGUUUGAAUUGAUGAGACUAUCAUUUUAGACAUAGGAAGUUAGGAAUUCUUUUAGCAGUGGACAAAUGAUGGGUGAGCACACUGACAUUCAACAAAACAGAAACACAUGUACACACUCGCUUACACUGUCAUCAGCCUGUGAAAGUAUAUUUCUAUAUGUUGCAAAAGAUGCAAAUAAAUGCACAGGACCUAAGGGCGAUCAGGAUUUAGACUGGUGGGAGGUGUUAUAUUUGGGGUCAGGGACAUAAAUGAUGAUUCUGACUGAUUGAGAUUUAGACUGUUGUUUUGGAAGCAGAUUAUAUUGUGUAUUUUAUUGGACAGCUUGGACACACAGCUGCUUAGCAUAUUUCUGUGGCUCAUUGUAGUUUUUCUUUCAAACCAAAUAUAAAUAUUGUCGAAUCUCUCCCAAUUUUAUUAUAUAUUUCUGUCAAUUUUCGUCACUAUUUAACAUCUGUUAAUUACAUGUAGAUAUUACCCCCAGUAUCAGGAUUUACUCCUACUAUGUGACCCUGUCAUGUAAACCCUUGGUUUGUGAUAAGGCUCAGGAAAUGCUCCAGGGCACUAGUGAAUUUGGAAUGAGAGAGAUUUGUUCCACCAUUGUUAUCCCCCUGUCAUUACUGAUCAGUGUUCCCGGUGCUUUUUGAUACUUGUCUGUUUAUGUUUUAAUCCCUGGUGUAUGUAAAUACUUUACUGUUAUUAAUUGGAAUAUGUUGAAUUCAUGUGAAGAUUCUGAAGUGAGCAAAUGACAGAUCCAACCAGCUUGACAUGUGGUUUUGUUCUGUGUUUCUGUAACAUUAUUAACAGAAUCUAAGUUGAACUGAAAAUCAACUACCCAAUGUACAUAAAUGCCUAGACUGUAACUUGCCUGCAUAACUUAUAUUUUACUGUCUUGAAACAAAGAAAAGUAAAAAAGAGAGAAAGAA
Molecule: messenger RNA, 4802 nt
Organism: Salvelinus fontinalis (brook trout)
Lineage: Eukaryota; Metazoa; Chordata; Actinopteri; Salmoniformes; Salmonidae
Product: voltage-gated potassium channel subunit beta-3-like
Exons: 13
Coding region: 771-2102 (443 amino acids)
Biological process (GO): potassium ion transport; regulation of potassium ion transmembrane transport
Cellular component (GO): membrane; voltage-gated potassium channel complex; cytoplasm
Molecular function (GO): potassium channel regulator activity; transmembrane transporter binding; voltage-gated potassium channel activity
Source: RefSeq, a predicted model, not a curated record